AUGCAGGCCUGUGGGAGGAAUAAGGACGAGGAGGGGUGCGCCGAGAAGGGGGGUAAUACGUGUGAGAGUACCCUGAAGAGUGGCGUCGGUAGUAGUGGUGGGAAGCGCGAGGGGCAAGAGGCGACCGUUCACGUCUUUUCGACGUCGACGCAACCCCGUUGGCGCAGAAUAGCUGCUCAGUGCUCGUCGAACGGCGCUGUGUUGCGACGGGACCAUGCCGCCGCGCCCUGCACCACCGAUCAACCGAUCUCAGAGAGCGGGGUCGACAACAUGAACUCGAGCGGGGAAUCAGGCGGGACGAUGACCGAGGAGACAGGCUGCGGCCCGCCGGAAGAGGAAACAGGCUCGAACUUGCCAGUUUGGGAAGCCGCGGCCGCCUCAUUGACGCUUGGCUUCCUUGUCCUCGCCACGGUGUUGGGGAACGCGCUCGUGAUCCUGAGCGUGUUCACGUACAGGCCCCUACGAAUCGUUCAGAACUUCUUUAUCGUGUCUUUAGCUGUCGCGGAUCUCGCGGUCGCGAUCCUCGUGAUGCCGUUCAACGUCGCCUACCUCCUCCUCGGCAAGUGGAUAUUCGGCAUACACCUGUGCAAAUUAUGGCUGACCUGCGACGUGCUCUGCUGCACGGCCAGCAUAUUGAAUCUGUGCGCGAUCGCGCUCGACCGUUACUGGGCGAUCACCGACCCCAUCAAUUACGCCCAGAAACGUACCCUGAAGAGAGUUCUGGCCACGAUAGCCGGGGUUUGGAUCCUGUCGGGGGCGAUCAGCUCGCCCCCCCUCGCCGGUUGGAACGACUGGCCCGAGGAGUUGGAGCCAGGCACACCCUGCCAAUUGACCAGGAGGCAGGGAUACGUGAUCUACUCCUCGCUCGGCUCCUUCUUCAUCCCGUUGCUGUUGAUGAGCCUCGUCUAUCUCGAGAUAUAUCUGGCAACUAGGAGGCGGUUGAGGGAGCGCGCAAGGCAAAGCAGAAUAAACGCUGUCCAGUCGACCAGGCAUCGCGAGGCGGACGACGCCGAGGAGUCCGUGAGCUCGGAGACGAAUCAUAACGAGAGAUCGACCCCUCGGUCGCACGCGAAGCCGUCGUUGAUCGACGACGAGCCGACCGAGGUGACGAUAGGCGGCGGUGGAACCACGUCCUCGAGGCGGACGACGGGGAGCAGGGCACCGGCGACCACGACAACGGUUUACCAAUUCAUCGAGGAAAGGCAGAGGAUCUCGUUGUCGAAGGAGAGGCGAGCCGCGAGGACGCUGGGCGUGAUAAUGGGCGUGUUCGUCGUAUGCUGGUUACCCUUCUUUCUUAUGUACGUGAUCGUCCCGUUCUGCCCUGCUUGCUGCCCCUCCGAUCGAAUGGUCUACUUCAUCACGUGGCUCGGUUACGUGAACAGCGCCCUGAACCCGCUCAUCUACACGAUCUUCAACCUCGACUACAGGAGGGCAUUCAGGAGGUUGUUGCGCAUUCGUUGAACAGUUGGGCUGGCAACGCUUGUUUAUUGUAUUAUUGCGAAAUUGUGGGAAACGAGAUUUGCCGGCAACAGUUCCCCAGAAUACGCUCAUCGAGACAACGGGGGAGAUCCCUCGGCCCCGCUUGGGAUUGGCCGUCGAGGAAGACGAGAAAGAAGAUUGGAGUUCGGCUGAGUUUUUCCAG
Molecule: messenger RNA, 1642 nt
Organism: Apis laboriosa (Himalayan honeybee)
Lineage: Eukaryota; Metazoa; Arthropoda; Insecta; Hymenoptera; Apidae
Product: tyramine receptor 1
Biological process (GO): adenylate cyclase-activating adrenergic receptor signaling pathway
Cellular component (GO): membrane
Molecular function (GO): octopamine receptor activity
Source: RefSeq, a predicted model, not a curated record